Messenger RNA from Mercurialis annua (annual mercury), 591 nucleotides. RefSeq lists its product as uncharacterized. Gene Ontology annotation, molecular function: nucleic acid binding. The record is from RefSeq and is a predicted model, not a curated record. NCBI's taxonomy places the organism in Eukaryota, Viridiplantae, Streptophyta, Magnoliopsida, Malpighiales, Euphorbiaceae. The transcript is spliced from 2 exons. The coding region runs from base 1 to 591 and encodes 196 amino acids.
AUGUUUUUAGCUGCGGUUGCUCGCCCUCGUAUUGAUACAAAUUCUGGUCAGUCAUUUGAUGGUAAAAUUGGCAUUUGGCCAUUUAUGUUUAAAGAACCAGCCAAGCGUACAAGUAAAAAUCGUGUUGCAGGAACAAUGGAAACGAAACCAAUUUUGUCGGUGACAAAAGUUGAUAAUGCUAGACCACAUUUGAAUGUUAAUGAUCUACAAUUCAAUGAAGUUGCAGGAAUUGAUAAUUUUGAUAUUCAACUCUGUUUUCAGGCACCAAAUAGUCAUGAUAUGAAUGUUUUAGACCUUGGGUUCUUUAGAGCAAUUGAUGCAUUGCAACAAAAAAAGGCUCCAACUACAAUUGGUGAAUUUGUUGCUGCAGUGGAGAAGGCUUAUGAAGAGUUUUCCGAUGAAGAAAUAAAUAACAUUUUUCUGACAUUACAAGGAUGUAUGCUGGAAGUAAUGAAGGAUUUUGGUGGAAAUAAUUACAAGGUUCCACAUAUGAAUAAACAUAAAUUGAUAAGAGAUGGACAACUACCUCAAAAUUUAGAGUGUAGUGAUGAAAUAUUGAAUCAAACAAGACGUGCACUGCAUAUUGAGUGA